Salarias fasciatus (jewelled blenny) is the source of this 4049-nucleotide messenger RNA. It is a transcript of the gene ipo4, whose product is annotated as importin 4. Lineage: Eukaryota; Metazoa; Chordata; Actinopteri; Blenniiformes; Blenniidae. The record is from RefSeq and is a predicted model, not a curated record. Gene Ontology annotation, molecular function: small GTPase binding. Gene Ontology annotation, biological process: protein import into nucleus. The transcript is spliced from 32 exons. Bases 288 to 3560 code for a protein of 1090 amino acids.
UCGAGCGGCUACUCUCGGCGCUGUUUGUUUCUAUGAAACUGAAAAUUCCGAGGUCCCUUUAACUCAGCUCGGCUCAGCUCACGUGGAGCUGCUGGCUGGCUGCGACCCGCGUGCAGGCUGUCGGAGUCGUUCACGGACCAGCCCAGAACCGGAGGUCCCACGUUCCCGUUCUCCCUCUCGCCCACCCUGAUCAUUCCCACCCCGUCGAGUGUUUGGGUUUAGCAUACUUGAUAGCCACGUUUUGAAAGGACAAGUCUUCUCUGGGAGUCAAGCUGCUAACUGUCAAGAUGACUGAAGAGCUGGAGCGGAUCCUGUCGCAGCUGACACAGCCGGACAAUGAAGUCAUCCAGCAGGCCACAGUCCUCCUGAAACAGGCUUUCAAAGAUCCAGGCAUCAUACCAGCCCUGUGUGCUGUCAUGUGCAACUCCCAAGACCCCCAGGUUCGCCAGUCUGCUACAGUGAUGCUGAGAUUGAGAGUGAAGAAACACUGGAAAAAGAUUAACCCCAAUGACAGAGAGAGCCUUAAGGCUGUGGUGUUGCAGGCCUUCAUGCAAGAAACGGAGCAUACAGUGCGGCACUCGCUCUCCCAGCUGUGUGCAGUUAUGGUUAAACACGAAACUCCGGAUCGCUGGCCUGCCCUGCUGGAGCUUCUGAAUGAAUCCACCAAGAGCAGCAACGCUCAGGAUAGACAGGUUGGCCUCCUGUUGCUGAAUAAGGUGAUGGAGUCCAACCCAGAACCGUUCAAGCCUCACUACAAUCAGCUGCUUCAGCUGUUCAGUUCUGUGCUACAAGACCACAGCAACCCCUCCGCCUUGUACUACUGCAUCCUGACCCUCACAUCCAUCACAGCUUACACUGGUACAGAGGAGAUGGCCCAGAUGCGUUCCCUCGUUCCGAGCCUGAUUGUUGCUCUGAAACACCUCAUCAAGGCCGAUCAGGAUCAAGCCAGUGAAGCCAUGGAGGUCUUAAAUGAGCUCAUGGAGAGUGAAGUGUCCAUUAUUGUUCCUCACGUCGCUGAUAUUGUCCACUUCUGCUUGGAGGUGGGCAGUGACACUUCACUGAGUGACUCCCUGCGGGUGAAGGGCCUCUCUUGCAUCGCCUUUCUCAUCAAGUUGAAGAGCAAGACCGUGCUGAAGCAGAAGCUGCUGAACCCCAUCCUGCAGACCAUUUUUCCGGUGCUCACUGCGUCCCCCCCACCCGGCGAGCAGGAUCCAGAGGACGAGGAGGACGACAGCGGCGAUGGCACAGACGAUGAAAAUCCCAAACACACCGCCGCUCAGAUAAUUGAUACUAUGGCGCUUCACAUGCCUCCAGAGAAGCUGUUUCAUCAUCUUCUGCCCCUCACUCAAGCCUGCCUCACCAGUGAAAAUCCCUACCAGAAGAAGGGCGGUCUGAUGUGCCUGGCCGUGCUGGCUGAAGGAUGUGCAGACCACAUACGCACCAAGAUGCUGUCAUCAGUGCUGCAGACAGUGUGCCAGAGCCUCUCUGACAGUAACCAGGUGGUCCGCAGUGCUGCGCUUUUUGCUCUGGGGCAAUUCUCCGAAUAUCUACAGCCUGAAGUCAGCAAGUACUGUGCAGAGUUGAUGCCGUUACUGCUGGGCUACCUUUCUUCCUUGAACGACACCAAAGUUGGUCAUGUCACUAAAGCCUUUUAUGCUCUGGAAAACUUCAUGGAGAACCUUGGCGCUGACAUUGAGCCCUACCUGCCCACCCUGAUGGACACGAUGCUGUCUGCUCUCAACAACACUGACAACCUCAAGAUUAAAGAGCUGGCUGUGUCUGCCAUUGGAGCCAUAGCCAAUGCUGCCAAGGAGCUGCUGGUUCCCUACUUCCCUCCAGUUAUUGAAAGCCUGAAAGGCUUCCUCACCACCACCACAGAGGAGAUGCGAUCUCUGCAAACUCAGUCUCUGGAUACUCUCUCUGUGCUGGCUCGAACCAUUGGAAAAGAUGUCUUCAGUCCUCUUGCUGCAGAGUGUGUCGGUUUGGGCCUCAAUCUCACGGACACCAUCGAUGACCCAGACCUAAGACGCUGCACGUACAGUCUGUACUCUGCUGUAUCCACAGUCAGCCCUGACUGCCUCAUUCCUCAUCUCACCCCGAUAACCACCAUCAUGUUGCUGGCCCUGAAGUCCAAUGAAGGCAUCACGGCCCACCUUGAGGAGGACAAGACGUUCGUCCUGCUGGACGACGACGACGACGAUGAGAACGAAAACGAAGAACAAAAUGACGCGGAGCAUUUUUUGGAAGAUGAGCCGGAGACGGAUUUGCAUGAUGUAGCAGGGUUCAGUGUGGAAAAUGCCUACAUCGAUGAGAAGGAGGACGCCUGUGACGCUCUGGGAGAGAUUGCCUUUAACACUGGAGCUGCCUUCCAGCCCUUCCUGGAGUCCAGCUUCCAGCAAGUGUACGAGCUGAGAGAUUUUCCCCAUGAGGACGUCCGCAGGGCCGCUUUUGGAGCCAUGGGCCAGUUUUGCCGCGCUCAGCACAAAGUGUGGAAGGAAAAUCCCACCGAGACCAACCACCAGGCCCUGUUGAAGCUGCUGGACGUGGUGCUUCCCUGCUUUUUGGAAACUGUGCGGAAGGAGACUGAGCGGCAGGUCGUGAUGGGCGUCCUGGAAACCAUGAACGGCGUCAUCAAGUCGUGUAAAGGAGAAGCUUUUCAAAACCCCACGCGCCUCAAAGACGUCAGCCACGUGAUCCGAGACGUGCUGAAGAAAAAGACUGUUUGUCAGGAUGCUGGUGGCGAUGAAGCUGAUGAUGAAGAACAACAGGCCGAGUACGACGCCAUGCUUCAGGAGUUUGCAGGAGAAGGAAUCCCUCUGGUGGCGUCUUCUGUUCCUGCAGACAGCUUCGCCCCCUUCCUCAACGACCUGCUUCCCCUCAUCAUGGCCAAAGCGAAAUCUUCCUGCCCGGUGUCAGACCGGUCCUUCUCCGUGGGGACCAUUGGAGAAAUCCUUCAGGCUCUCGUCAGCGUGCCGGGAGGCCGCGGCGUAGCGGGCCGCCUGUCCAACCGCUUGCUCCCAGUGCUGGUGGCCGGAGUGAGGGACAGUGACGCCGAGGUCCGCAACAACAGCGUGUUUGGACUGGGCUGCCUGGCGGAGGCCGCCGGACCCAUCAUCGUGUCGGACUAUCCCACCAUGCUGUCUGUGUUUUCCAAUAUGCUCUCCAAGGAGUCAGACCUGCGAGUGAUCGACAAUCUGUGCGCCGCCCUCUGCAGGAUGAUCCUGAGCAACGUGGACGCCGUUCCUCUGGAUCAUGUCGUACCUGCUCUGGUGGGUCAUCUUCCUCUCAAAGAGGACCUGGAGGAGAACAAGACGGUGUUCAGCUGCCUGGCCUUGCUCUACAAACACAGUCGUGAUCUGGUUGUGAAGUUGAUGAAGCCCAUAGUUGCUGCCUCGGGUCACGUUUUGGGCAACAAAAACGUCGAUCAAGAGGCGCAGAGCGCUCUGGUCGCCCUCCUGAAAGAAUUCGCCCAGAACAACGGCGCAGACUUCCAGGCAGCAGUGACUUCGCUUCCUGCAGAGCAGCAGGCCCACCUGAGCGCGGCGGUCGCCGCCUCGUAGCCCGCAAACGGCAGCAGCCGGCGAAGAUGAAGGUGUUUUAUACUGUAGCUUCAAAUCUGGACAGUUUGACGUGAGACGAUUCCCAGUUCGGGGUAAAUUCAGCACUUCGAUUACUCUGCAAGAGUUAUUAUCAAAUUCUACAGUUGUGACAGUUAACUUUUUAUUUAUUUACUCGUUUGCAUGCUUCCCUGAAGUUUUAUUAGUUUAAGUUCUGGCUCACCAUCCUGUAGUUUGUAUUUUGUUUCCUGGUUCUUUCUGCACAGUGUUUUCAAUAUUAGUGCCACAUUUCUGUCCUUUCUUUCCAUCAAUUGUAAACAUGAACCACAAAAUGUUUAGGAGCCGACUGGAACCUCCAGAGCUCCGUGUGUUCGCCUCCAGCUUCCAGCACUGCCUUAUUCAGAGAUGAUUCCUCGGCUGCUUCCAAAGUGGUUUCUGUAACAGCAGCGUAACUCUGUGCAAAGCUCACUAACUCCUCAGAUGUUAUUAAAA